Molecule: messenger RNA, 2007 nt
Organism: Neomonachus schauinslandi (Hawaiian monk seal)
Lineage: Eukaryota; Metazoa; Chordata; Mammalia; Carnivora; Phocidae
Gene: LOXL3
Product: lysyl oxidase like 3
Exons: 10
Coding region: 159-1691 (510 amino acids)
Biological process (GO): peptidyl-lysine oxidation; inflammatory response
Cellular component (GO): membrane
Molecular function (GO): protein-lysine 6-oxidase activity; copper ion binding
Source: RefSeq, a predicted model, not a curated record
GAAGGGAUAAAAUGGUCACGAAAGGUUGGGGGAUGGUGGAGGCACGGAGGGGAGGAGGGUUGUGGGCAAAGAGGUAGGAGCAUUGUUUUACCCUACUGCACCCCACUCCUGUCCCCCCAGGCUGCUGGCCCAGCGGCAGCAACACUCCUUUGGUCUGCAUGGGGUGGCGUGCGUGGGCACCGAGGCCCACCUCUCCCUCUGCUCCUUGGAGUUCUAUCGUGCCAAUGACACCACCAGGUGCCCUGGGGGGGGCCCCUGCGGUGGUGAGCUGUGUGCCAGGCCCUCUCUACGCAGCGUCCAGUGGCCAGAAGAAGCAACAACAGUCGAAGCCUCAGGGGGAGACCCGAGUGCGUCUAAAGGGUGGGGCCCACCCUGGAGAGGGCCGGGUGGAAGUCCUGAAGGCCAGCACGUGGGGCACAGUCUGUGACCGCAAGUGGGACCUGCAGGCAGCCAGCGUGGUGUGUCGGGAGCUGGGCUUCGGGAGUGCUCGAGAGGCUCUGAGUGGUGCCCGCAUGGGGCAGGGCAUGGGUGCCAUCCACUUAAGUGAAGUUCGAUGCUCUGGACAGGAACCCUCCCUCUGGAAGUGCCCCCACAAGAAUAUCACAGCCGAGGACUGUUCCCAUAGCCAGGAUGCUGGAGUCCGAUGCAACCUUCCCUACACUGGGGUAGAGACCAAGAUCCGACUCAGUGGGGGCCGCAGCCGACAUGAGGGGCGAGUGGAGGUGCAAACAGGGGGACCUGGGUCCCUUCGCUGGGGCCUCAUCUGUGGGGAUGACUGGGGGACACUGGAGGCCAUGGUGGCCUGUAGGCAACUUGGACUGGGUUAUGCCAACCAUGGCCUACAGGAGACCUGGUACUGGGAUUCAGGGAAUACCACAGAGGUGGUGAUGAGUGGAGUGCGCUGCACAGGGUCUGAGCUGUCCCUGGACCAAUGUGCUCAUCACAGCACCCACAUUGCCUGCAAGAGAACAGGAACCCGCUUCACUGCUGGAGUCAUCUGUUCUGAGACUGCAUCAGAUCUGCUGCUGCACUCGGCCCUGGUGCAGGAGACGGCCUACAUCGAGGACCGGCCCCUGCACAUGCUCUACUGCGCCGCCGAAGAGAACUGCCUGGCUCGCUCCGCCCGCUCGGCCAACUGGCCCUACGGCCACAGGCGUCUCCUCCGGUUCUCCUCCCAGAUCCACAACCUGGGACGAGCGGACUUCAGGCCCAAGGCUGGGCGCCAUUCCUGGGUGUGGCACGAGUGUCACGGGCACUACCACAGCAUGGACAUCUUCACCCACUAUGAUAUCCUGACCCCCAAUGGCACCAAGGUGGCUGAGGGCCACAAAGCUAGUUUCUGUCUAGAAGACACUGAAUGUCAGGAAGAUGUCUCCAAGAGGUAUGAGUGUGCCAACUUUGGAGAGCAGGGCAUUACUGUGGGUUGCUGGGAUCUCUACCGGCAUGACAUCGACUGCCAGUGGAUUGACAUCACAGAUGUGAAGCCAGGAAACUACAUUCUGCAGGUGGUCAUCAACCCCAAUUUUGAAGUAGCAGAAAGCGACUUCACCAACAAUGCAAUGAAAUGUAACUGCAAAUACGACGGGCACCGCAUCUGGGUGCACAACUGCCACAUUGGCGAUGCCUUCAGUGAAGAGGCCAACCGGAGAUUUGAGCGCUACCCAGGCCAGACCAGCAACCAGAUCGUCUAAGGUGCUGCCACCCUCCUCCGCAAACCACCACUGGCCCCUAAGGGCGGGGGUCUGAGGCUGCCAUUACCUCAGGAGCUUACCAAGGAACCCCAGAUAUCAGCAGGCCAGCCGCACUCAUCUAGUGUGCAUUAUGGAGGUGGACUGUCAAGCCGAGGUUAUCGCCCUCCUUCCUAGGCCAGCUGCCGGAUCCGUGGCCAAGCGUGGGGAAUUUUUGCUCCCAGGCCCAGCACCGAGCCAAGCACACGACAAAGAGCAGCACCUGAUUAACUGCCCAGAACAACAGACAGCAGCAGCUGGUUUUCUUGAAUAGGGAGGU